Molecule: messenger RNA, 1420 nt
Organism: Stereum hirsutum FP-91666 SS1
Lineage: Eukaryota; Fungi; Basidiomycota; Agaricomycetes; Russulales; Stereaceae
Product: serine/threonine specific protein phosphatase Sit4
Exons: 7
Coding region: 67-981 (304 amino acids)
Biological process (GO): peptidyl-serine dephosphorylation; mitotic cell cycle
Cellular component (GO): cytosol
Molecular function (GO): protein serine/threonine phosphatase activity
Source: RefSeq, a predicted model, not a curated record
CUUCGCCCUCACCCUUGGUCUGUCCGCGCUCACAGUUCAUUCACAUACGACGACGUAGAACACAACAUGGAACACGAAGUAGACAACUGGAUCUCACAGCUCAGCCAGUGUAAGCAACUUUCAGAGGCAGAUGUCAAAAAGCUUUGCGACAAGACGAGGGAGAUUUUGAUGGAGGAGUCCAACGUGCAGCCGGUGCGCUGCCCGGUCACGGUUUGUGGGGAUAUCCAUGGUCAAUUCCAUGACCUAUCAGAACUCUUCCGCAUCGGUGGCAACUCGCCCGACACGAACUAUCUCUUCAUGGGGGACUACGUCGACCGUGGUUAUUACUCCGUUGAGACCGUCACCCUUCUCGUUGCAAUGAAGCUCAGAUACCGCGAGCGUGUUACCAUCCUCCGAGGCAAUCACGAAUCCCGACAGAUCACGCAAGUCUAUGGGUUCUACGAUGAGUGUCUCCGGAAGUACGGAAACGCGAACGUAUGGCGGUAUUUCACCGAUCUCUUCGACUUCUUGCCCCUAACCGCUUUGAUUGAAAAUCAAAUAUUCUGCCUUCACGGUGGCCUCUCCCCUUCAAUUGAUACCCUCGACCAUGUACGGUCCAUCGACCGGGUGCAAGAAGUGCCUCACGAAGGACCCAUGUGUGAUCUUCUCUGGUCCGACCCCGACGACCGCUGCGGUUGGGGAAUAUCACCCCGUGGUGCUGGUUACACCUUCGGGCAAGAUAUUUCGGAGGCUUUCAACCACAACAAUGGGUUGACACUCGUUGCCCGUGCUCAUCAACUUGUCAUGGAAGGGUACAACUGGGGUCAGGACCGAAAUGUAGUCACGAUAUUCAGUGCACCGAAUUACUGCUACCGCUGUGGAAAUCAAGCCGCAAUCAUGGAGAUCGACGAAAAACUAUCUUACAGCUUCCUUCAAUUCGACCCCGCACCACGAGCGGGAGAGCCGCUGGUCACGCGGCGCGUACCGGACUAUUUCCUUUGAGACAUGCUUCUACAAAGAGCCGCCACCCCUUCAUCUUCACGCUACCCUCAUCCCGUACCCUCUCCACUUCUUCCGCUCGCACCCGCUUGGCCAGACCAAUGUCAGAUCUGCGUAUUGUACAUCCACUCGUACUCUCUUCGUCCUCAUCACCUCGCUCUCGACCGCUGGAACGCCUCUGGACGCUUCAUUCUUUGUCUCUAUACUUUUUUCUCUCUCUUUCUUUCACCUACUUCAUAUCUCCAUGUUGUAGCACAGCGAAUCCGAAGAUAAACCCCCAAGACAUAAAAUUAUGAACAUGCAUAGAUACAGGAAUAGGCAUAUGUGCAUGGCAUGGCAUCUCGACGAACGCUCUGGCAUGGUGUGUGGUUGGAUGGGUUUGGACUUAGUGCGAGUGGGUAGGUUUGUAUGUAGAAGAGAAGAAAUGAAAUAAAUGAUUGAC